Amyelois transitella is the source of this 903-nucleotide messenger RNA. RefSeq names its product protein krueppel-like. Gene Ontology annotation, molecular function: DNA-binding transcription factor activity; RNA polymerase II cis-regulatory region sequence-specific DNA binding. The record is from RefSeq and is a predicted model, not a curated record. The coding region runs from base 1 to 903 and encodes 300 amino acids. Lineage: Eukaryota; Metazoa; Arthropoda; Insecta; Lepidoptera; Pyralidae. The transcript is spliced from 2 exons. Gene Ontology annotation, biological process: regulation of transcription by RNA polymerase II.
AUGGCCUUGUCGUUGCAGUCGACGCAGAAUUCAAGAGGUGUGUCAGUACGUCCGCUAUCAGCAAUGCGACAAGAAUCUCUUCCCAUGUUAGCGGAGCGCUUGCUGGCCACCCGCGCCGCCGCACUGGUGGCGGGUCUGCCGGCCGAGUUAUACUCUGGCGCCCUUCUGGCUGCGUGGCCGCCCUCGCCGCCAGCACCUCUAUUGCCGCCUCCAGAACUAGAGCGCUCUCGUAAAAGACGCCGUGCUUCUAAGUUAGAGGACACCACUUCACACGCGCCACCCUCUCCGCCGUCUUCUGGUUCCUCUCCCGGGGCUGCGGACCCGCCUCGCGAUAAACUCUUCACUUGCAAGGUUUGCUCUCGGUCGUUUGGAUAUAAACACGUCCUUCAAAAUCACGAACGCACCCACACGGGCGAGAAACCUUUUGAAUGUGGAGAAUGCCAUAAGCGGUUUACGCGUGAUCAUCACCUGAAGACUCAUCUACGACUGCACACUGGAGAAAAACCGUACAGCUGUCCUCAUUGUCCUCGUCAUUUUGUACAAGUUGCUAAUCUCCGUCGACACUUGCGUGUUCAUACCGGGGAGCGUCCUUAUGCCUGCGCGCGCUGUCCAGCUCGUUUCUCAGACUCGAAUCAGCUUAAAGCGCAUGCUCUCGUCCAUGAAGGGGAUGCGCCGUUUGUGUGCCGGUGCGGUGCUAGAUUUAGGAGGCGACAAGCAGCAGCACUGCAUAGAUGCUCAGGCGCCGGUUGCGAGCCUGACACCCCCAGUCCGCCCGCCGCGGCCGGCUCGGACUGGCGUUGGGAGGAGUGGCCGGAGCAGACGGAGCCAGAAGAUCUCUCGUUGCCACGGAAGAGGACGGUCACGCCGGAGUUAGCCACCGACCUCCGCAUGCACGCCGCGUAG